Molecule: messenger RNA, 477 nt
Organism: Homarus americanus (American lobster)
Lineage: Eukaryota; Metazoa; Arthropoda; Malacostraca; Decapoda; Nephropidae
Gene: Snapin
Product: SNARE-associated protein Snapin-like
Exons: 3
Coding region: 30-458 (142 amino acids)
Biological process (GO): regulation of synaptic vesicle exocytosis; intracellular protein transport; lysosome localization
Cellular component (GO): BLOC-1 complex; BORC complex; synaptic vesicle
Molecular function (GO): SNARE binding
Source: RefSeq, a predicted model, not a curated record
GUGUGCCAGGUGGGGGUGUGUAAACAAACAUGGCGGACACAGAGAGCACCUGCACCUCUGUGGACGACCGCACCGAGGACCUUGUGUCGCCCACCAGAGACGCCCUUGUCGACGGUAUUGUAGGACUCCUCAAGCCUUGUCUAGAUCAAUUAGAUGACAGGGUUCGUGCCACCAGGGUGAGUCAGAGUGAGCUUCACCAGCAGCUAGAAGGACUGGCAGCAGAGUUGGCUCGAGUGCAGGAGCAGACCAGGUGUCCGUUACAGCUGGAUGCCUACAUUAAGAAGCUCCAGAAUGCUAAAAGAAGAGUUGUUGUAGUUAAUAACAUCCUUCAAAACACACAGGACCGUCUCAACAAGUUACACACUCAAGUAAACAAGGAAAACGCACGCCGUCGCGCUCUGCUAGAAACUACCUCACCCUCGUCAACAACACCUUCCACCUCUCUUCAUGCUCCAUAAUUGAUACUUAGAGGAUUUG